This is a messenger RNA of Lactuca virosa, 786 nucleotides long. The record is from the annotation of a GenBank genome assembly. NCBI's taxonomy places the organism in Eukaryota, Viridiplantae, Streptophyta, Magnoliopsida, Asterales, Asteraceae.
AUGCGACUCUUCAUCACUGUUGUCUCCAAGAAUCCACCCCAAAUCCAUCUUCUUCCUUCCAGAAAAGAAGGGUUAUCCAUGGCGAGAGAGAAGAUAAAAAUAAGAAAGAUCGAUAAUAUAACUGCAAGGCAGGUGACUUUUUCCAAAAGAAGAAGAGGGCUUCUGAAGAAAGCUGAAGAACUUGCGGUACUUUGUGACGCCGACGUCGCUUUGGUCAUCUUCUCCGCCACCGGAAAACUGUUUGAGUAUGCUAGUUCCAGUAUGCAAGAGUUACUCGGGAAAUAUAAACUCCACUGGACUAAUAACGUCAAUAAAGUUGACGCACCUUCUCUCAAUCUACAGCUCCUGGAAAGCGAAGAAUCAAGGAUGAGCAAAGAGGUACUUGACAAGAAUCGAGAAUUGAGCCACCUACGUGGCGAGGACCUUAAUGGGUUAACUCUAGAGGAACUUAAACGUUUGGAGAGCUUGCUUGAAGGAGGCCUCAACCGUGUGCUCCGGACAAAGGAUGAACGGAUUGCAAACGAGAUAGCAAGUCUUCAACAAAAGGGUUUUCAGUUGAUGGAAGAGAACAAGCUCUUGAAACAAAAAAUGAUGAGUUUGACUUCGGUAGGCAAGAGGCCACGGACAACGGCUGCCGAGUUGGACAAUAUUGUAACUAACCCUGAAGAUCAAGUGCAGUCAUCGGAAUCUGUUGCUACCAACGUAUACAGUUGCAACAGUGGACCUCCUCCUGAUCAGGAUGAUUGGUCUGAUACAUCGCUUAAACUAGCGUUACCCUUUAAUUGA